GAUCAAGAUACGAUUGAUUCUGUCAAAGUCCCAGUUUGAUACGGUACGACCAAGUGUGGGUUUCCUGUAGGCAGCCAUCCAAAGUACUUUACUGUGCUUCUAGGAGAUCACAAUCACUGGGAAUCUGCUGGUACUACGUCUAUUUACCCUCCUGGUCAUAGCCAUGACUCAUCCAUCAUUCCAGCCAGAAUCAAGGGUGUCCAAAGGGUGUCCAAAUCUCAACCAGUUUUGCAUUGGCGCAUCCAGUGGAUUGCAUUCUUGGAAGACUAGAGGUUUCCCUCUUGAGAUGAGGGCUUAUUGAGCACUGCCAAACCCCUGUGAUUGUGGUUUGCAGAGGUAUCAAUAAGUGCUUUGUGGCUAUUGCUAUUCUACUACCUAAAGAAUGCUGAAACGAAAACAUUUCAACCUGGCUAGCUAGUAGUCUAGAUAAAAUGAAUAGGCUCAAGACUAGCUAGCGCACCGUCGUACGGAAAAGCCGCCACGGCAAUGCAUAUUUUUGUCGUUUCACGAGAUAUAUUUUUGCCGUUUCAUCUGCUUUGCGAUCUGUUCUGCCGACAUAGCAGGCAUGGUGCACAGUGCAGAGACUGCUGUGGUACCUGUACAGGACAAGAGAAUAAUUAGUAGCAACACAGCAACAAAGACGCAUGAGCUGUCAGUCUAUUACAAUAAACCAUUAGGUAGGGGGAGAGAAACAAUCGUUGAAAGCAAGCCAGUCGCUCGUCGCUCGAGACCAGUGUCAAUUUGGAUCAGAAAAGCAGAAUCUAUCAACUUAGCUGGAUCAGUCACGGUGCAGUUGUGUGCCAAGGGCCAGAGAAGCCACAAUGCCUCCAUUCGAUGUGAUUGCAGAGCACUGGAAUACACUGAAAUUUGUUGUGAUGGUUGGUGAUGGCAGCACAAAUCUUCUUCUCCCGGAGGAGGAUUUCACAUGCUUUCAAUUGUCCGUGCCCAUAAAGCACCUGUAUCGCAGGAAGAAGAAUACUGCCAAACUUCUCUUUAACUUUCGAGAAAAGCUUGCCCAGUACAUCAUUAAGAAUGCUGGUUUCAAGCAUCCCUAUAUCAAUUACAUUGUUAGGGACGAGACAGUUUGUCUCGGUAUCUACGGAAAUGACAACUAUGAUUUCAUCUUUGUGGAAAACACUCAAGAAUUUGACUCAGGCAUCAAGAGCAUUCUGGCCCAUGAGGGUUUUGAUCCAGAAAAGAACCAGAUUGUCAUUUGUUUCGAGAAAGACCUAAGAGACGAGCCCAUGUCCACUGGUGAAGCAGAAGAUGCCAGCAAACCGCCAGUGGCCUUGUUAGCGGAAGGGCCAAAAGAACCGGAACGCGGCAGUGACACCCCAGUUACCAAACACCUAAUUUCAACGAAAUCUCCAUCAAAAGUGCCAGCGGGCGCCGACGAACCAGAGGUGCCUGAUCAGUGGACUGCCACCACUCCGUCAGGCAAGUUUGCCAGUUUUCCAGCAGAGAACACCGGAACAGGCUCCUUGCCAGCCACUGCGAACAAGAGCAAUGUGUUUUCCAAGGGGGGGUCCACUAAUUCAAUACCAGCAGAUAGUGAGAUCUCGGGAGGGACAGGAGAAAGGCACAGUAUGGACUUGGUGACUGCGGAUGGCGCUUGGACAAGUGCGGAAGCGGGUUGUGGUGGAUAUGAACUUUCUGGGUCCAUUGGUGGAUGGGAUCAGUUCAAGGCAAACGAGAAGCUGGUCAAAGUCAAAGUACCCCCCUUUGACAUGGGUUUGUACUCUACCAAGCUGGGAAAAAAGCACUUGGACAGUAGGCAAGUCGCCAAAGCGGAAAGAAUGGCUCGUGAAAUCGAGAGGGAGGCAUUGACGCUGGAUGCCGUCACCCGAAUCUUUCGAAUGAAGAGUUCCAAAGAGGACCCUUCGUUCCAACCAAAGGUGCAGACCACCCAUAUCCACAAGUUCAAUAAUUCGAGCGACACUACUGAUCUGUAUCGUCUGCUCCUUUCGGAUGGGACAAAAUUUAUCCGUGGGUUCCUCAGCGAAAGCAACAACCACUUGGUGGAAAACGGCUCACUUCAACAGAAUUCCAUCAUUUCAUUGCAACAAUUCGUGAUGGACACGGAUGAUACGUCUGGCCAACAGUUUGUUGUUGUCUACAAGUUGGGCAUCAUUGAAAGCAAUCAAAGACAGCAUAUUGGGGAAGCAAUGAAUAUCAACGGUGUCCCUGCUGUAGGAGUCCCUCCUUCUCUACGACAACAAGCGGCAUCAUAUGACAGGCAACCAAACACAGUAAAGUCAGGAUCGGGCAACUCGCGCCGCCAGCUUGGCCCAACAGAAACCACAGAAAGGGAGCAACAGACGGAAUUGGAUCAAACAAUAGACGAGAUGAAGAACAAUCUCAGCAAUGCUGACAUUCUAGUUGGCCAGAUUCGACGGGUCCCACACAUUCUGAGACGCAUAUUUGGACCAGACGAUGAGCCCAGCUUGGAGCUCAUAUUAGAGCAUCGGCAAGCCACGGAAAAGCUGGCCUUGGUCCUCGUUUUGGCAAUGAAAAUGCACUCGACAAAUCGAGAGCUCCAGAGGCAAGCUUCAUCGGUCGUUUGCCGUGCUAGUAUCAAGGUCAGCACUUUCCAUCAAGCAUUUUUGAAGCAACAUGGCGCAGAGGUGUUGGUGACUGCAUUGAAAAGGUUGUUGGAACACUGCAAAGUGUGCCAUGCAAUAGUUUCCUUUUUCCGACUAUUGGCUGCUAUGAAGUAUGAGACUGCCAGCAAAAUUUGUGGGUUGCGUAGACUACAUGGUCUUGAUUUGGACUUUAGAACCCCGGACGAGAAUGAUUAUGCGCUGCUCAACAGUGCACUCCUCAAAGCAGCAGGCACAAUUCUCCAAGCCCUCAAAAUGCACCCCAGGUCGGUGGAACUCCAAGAGGGGGGAAUUGAAUGCCUUGAGCGCACUUCCUAUGAUAUUGACAAGCAAGGAGAAACCUUUUUUUGGGACUUGCCCUGUGAUUCCAUCAAGCUGGUCAUCACGAUAUUGCGAUCGCAUAAGACGUUUGCCGACCAUGCAAAGAUCAACAGAGAUGCGUGCAGUCUACUCUACAAAGUCCUACAUCGCUCCACAGACACCAUUGGCAGAACGGCUGCACUCCUCGACCGAACAGGCCAGGCAGAAGCUGUGGUUGGUUUGGCAGAAUGCACCAUCCGGAAGGAUGUGUAUGCGGAAGAAUGGACUUGGAUUGCUUUUAUGUUGAUGUGUAUGGUGCUCUCUCGGUACCCUCACUUGGCACCACAGUACUUGCAUGCUUUGAUGUCCUUUUGGAAGGAGCAACCAAACAAUCCUUUUUUGGCAUCAACUGGCUGUGCCUUGCUUACGUGCAUUGACUUGGGGGCAAGUGGCAUGAUGGACAAUCCGCAUGGAAUCAUUGAUUUGGUGGUCGGCGGAGCCCAGCAGGCACGAAAACAUGAGGACCCUGGUAUGUUUGAGGAUUGCACCUUUGUUUUAAAGAAGCUUGCCAAGAGCACUGCUUGCCUUAGUGCCAUUGCAGCUGUCCCCAAGUUUGUUGCCUCAAUUACCAUUGCCCCUCCUGAAGACAUUGGUUGUUCAGAAGAGGUCAGUGUACAUGUCAUUCACAUCUUUUCAUCAUUGGUACGUGAUGGUGGCAUCAGUGCCAUUAUGCCUGCUGAGAGCCCUUAUUGCUGUGUUCAUGGCAUCAUCAAUGCAAUGAGUUCAACUCCCCAUUACCUAUUGGUCCAAAAGGCUGCGUUCCGUCUCCUUUCCAUGGUGGACUUUACAAAGGCUGAUGCCAAACUUGCUUUUACGAAAGCAGGGGGUCCUUCCACAGUUAUCGCCUCCCUUUCGGAACACUUCUGGGAUGAAAAGCUGUCAGAAAAUGCUUGCAAGUUGAUGAACAUGUUAACCUGGUCUUCGAAUGGACUCAAUAUGCAGCCACUUUUGGAGGGCCUGUUGGCGGCAGACAAUGCUGCAGUUGCCAUCUUGAGACCUGCUCGAAGAUUCCUCAAAAACGGGAUUAUUUGGGAUGAAGGAGGCACCUCUGUCUUUCGAAUCCAUGAUUGGCAGUAUGACAAGAAAAUAUGUGGAAUGCCAAUCACAGAGAGUGCCCAGCACGGAUAGACGGGGAAUGGGAGGGGCUUUCAAAGAUGCAAGUAACACAGGAAGCCCAAAUAUUCACCUGGAGGGUAGGGACACCAGUCGACAGCGCUACAGUAGAGACUCGGCACAAAGGCAAUGUACUGGAAGCUAGGACUGCUAAUCUAUCUAUCUAAACACAAUAAAACUAAACAGAAACACAUUCUUCCUUACGUAAAACACAGAAC
Seminavis robusta is the source of this 4291-nucleotide messenger RNA. The record is from the annotation of a GenBank genome assembly. NCBI's taxonomy places the organism in Eukaryota, Bacillariophyta, Bacillariophyceae, Naviculales, Naviculaceae.